AUGAACGAUGCCCUCACAGAUCUUCCUUUGGCUAUACAGUCCUCACCGCCAGGAGUAGAAACGUACGACUUUGGCUAUGUCCGUAUUGUUUAUCCACCUUUGGUUGUACAGAUUGCUGGUAGUAGUGCUGCAAUAAAGGGAAAUGGCAGUGUUACGUUAGACGCAUCAAGCUCUUAUGAUCCCAAUACUCGACUUAACAACAGCAGUGGAUUAAGCUUCAGCUGGUACUGCAAGAGAGUGGAUGGCAACGUCACGAAGGAGGGCCCGAGUGGCUGCUAUGGUCACCAUUCAGGGAAGCUAAGCAGUGCCAAGCCGAUUAUUAAAGUGGAUGUAGAUAGCAUGGAAGCAAAUCAGACUUACCUCUUUGAAUUGGUUAUUACCAAAGAUCGUAGGGUAUCUAGAGCCACUCAUACCCUGGCUGUGUUUCCUCCGUAUGUUAUUUCUUUAAGAUGUACCAUCAAUUGCGGUAGCAAAGUCAGCACGAACAAGCGAAUGAUCAUAGAGGCCAUAUGCAGUGGACCAUACUGUCUCGAGGAUAUCAGUUACAGCUGGGCUUUGUACCAGUUUACCCUUUUAGGAAAUGGCCCAUCUUGGCUGAAAGUUCAAAACCUUGAAAGUUAUACACUCACCAAUUUGGACAGUACUAACAUCGCCUUCUCUGGUUCAAAGAAACCACUGGAGCAAAAAUCUAAGUACAAGGUCGUAGCAUCUGUCCUCCUUCGUGAAGGAAUUGUAGAAUCAGGUGAAAUGAUAUUUUACACAAAUUCACCUCCAAGCAAUCCUGACCACAAAUUGGGGUGUGAUAUCCAUCCUAAGAAAGGCCGUGUCCUUAAGACGGAGUUUAAUGUCACGUGUUACGGUUGGGAAGAUGAGGAUCUGCCCCUUAGCUAUCAGCUGAGUUAUCAGUCUGCCGAAGGUCUUGUCAUAAUUUCCAGUGGAAAGGAGUCAAGUUUUAUCACUGGGCUUCCUCAAGGCAGCCAGUCUGAGAAUUACGUCGUGAAGUUACAAGUGCUAAUCUCUGAUUCUUUAGGUGAUGCAUACACUGUCCAGGUCAUCGUCCAGGUCGAACCCCUCAGCAGCAGGGCGGAGGUGAUAACUGCAGUCAGUAAGGCUAUCUUUGGACCUAACAGCACAACUGCUAAACUUCUCAGAUCUGGAAACCUGCAAAGUGCCACCUUGGAGUCCUAUUUCACUCUCACAGCCACUGAUGGCGUAGGGUUGUCUUCCGAGGAAACGAACUCAGUAANUGAAUGA
Orbicella faveolata is the source of this 1254-nucleotide messenger RNA. RefSeq names its product polycystin family receptor for egg jelly-like. The record is from RefSeq and is a predicted model, not a curated record. NCBI's taxonomy places the organism in Eukaryota, Metazoa, Cnidaria, Anthozoa, Scleractinia, Merulinidae.